AUAUAUCCCGGUACGUUUGAGGUUUGCGUUACGAUAACACGGUAUCUAAUCUAUAUUGUUUAAAAAUCGUUGAAUUCUACGUUUAUAACUCAUAAAUAGCUUUAAAAUCUAUACUUAAAACGAUAUGGGUCGACUGUCAAAAAAACGAGCCCCGAAAAGCCCUAAUACUUCAGAUAAUAACAAUUCUGUUAUUACCUAUUCCCCACGUUCUGCUACUCCUUUUGAAGCUGAUAAUGUUGCGAUUGAUCUUACACCACAUCUGAUGCUGGAUGACUCUGUCUCUAAUUUAAUAAUGAGUUCCACAUCAAGAUCUAGGAGUAUCAAUAAUAUUAAGAGUGAAUUAAACACUGUCUUAAAACAAAUAACCGACAUGCAUUCUAAAGUUGAGUCACUUGCUAGCUCUUUAUCAAAGCAUGAUGAUUUGAAACAAGAAAUAAAGACAUUAUCACCCCUUAAGCUGCUCCUGUCAAAAGGUAUCGUUCCUGCGGAACUUGAUGACAUAAUAAAAGCAGAAUCUGUUAUCGACUUUAUCGCUAAUGAAGUUACCAAGCGAAUAAUCUCUCGUAAUAACGUGAUUAUCUAUUAUAUACCUGACAGAAUCGCCAUUAAAACUGUAAGAAAUUCGAUAUUAGAAGCAUCUAACCUUCAGGAUAGUCCAUGCCAAUGCAUUCGACUCAAUAAAAAGCACCAGAAAUAGUCAAAAUUAACUCUUCAUUGUCUAACGCUGUCCCUGUUAGAAGUGGAGUAAUACAAGGUAGUGUCUUAGGUUCUUUGCUCUUUUUAGUGUUUAUUAAUGAUAUUUGUGAGUUUUUGUGUCGGUAAGCCCCUUCUAUAUGCAGAUGAUCUUAAAGUAGUAUAUUCAUUUUCUCCACAUGACCUGAAAAAUAUACGAAAUUGCAUCAGCAUGGAGCUUAACAAGGUAACACAGUGGUGCUUGAAAUGGCAACUGGAGCUUAAUACAGCUAAAUGUGGAUGGAUAUGCUUCGGCGAUACAUCGCUCAAACUAGACGUUAUCAUAAAUGGAGAAGUGUUAUCUAAGUUACAUACAGUAGUAGAUUUAGGACUUAGAUACUCUCAAGACUUGUCGUUUACAGAACAUAUAUCACAACAGACCUCUAAGUCUCAACGUCUAAUAGGUUACAUAACUCGAAAUCUUUACAACACUGAGUCACGUAUUCUAAUGUACAAAGUUUGUGUUCGACCUCUUCUGGAAUACUGCACGUUUAUUCUUAGCAGUGCUCUCAUAAAGGAUAAAUUAAGGCUGGAAUCAGUACAGAGACGAUUUACACUUCGUAUUCUUGGAGCUGAUUGUACCUUAACUUAUAAUUCUAGAUGUAAUAAACUUGGGCUAGACCAUUUAUGGAGGAGGAGACUCAAACUAAAUCUUAUCUUUUUCUUCAAACUACUUCAUAAACUAUCGUUUACAUCCGAUCACGCGAUUCAAUAUGCAGAAACCUCUCAUUAUAACAUACGUAAUUCCUUGGCACUAGUGAAACAAACUCAUUCUAAAUCAUCUCUUUAUAUGAAUUACUUCACCUGUAAAUUCUCUAGACUCUGGAAUAACCUACCACAACCUAUCCGCACGAUAAAAUCACUCCCAUUAUUUGUUCGCUGCAUCGAUGCAUACUGUUCUUCUGAAAAUGCAUUGAAUGGUCUAGCUCCUUUAAGUGUAUCUCAUUCCACAAGUGAUAUUUUAGGAACCUUAAAUGUUUAGCCAUCUUUAUUAGUGAAUCCCCUUAGUAAAACCACCCACUUGCUGUCAAUAUGUCAACACUGCCCAUAGCAACUUUAACUAAUUUAAAUAACACAAACAGUAUAUCACUGUGUCACAUGACACACGCAUUUAGGUAGACCUGAUUAAUAUAUUUUGGUAAUUACUUUUUUGUUGUUCCGUGCUCUCUGUUUUCGUUUUAAUUUCUCUAGUUGUAGAUAAUUAUCAUUAUUUCGAUCUGGCACACGAAUUGACCUUAAUUACACCGUUCAUAAAUCAACAGGCUGUCGAUUUAAGAAAUAUUAAAAAUUCCCGGAUAAUGCUUUGGAUCGCUGUAAUAUAUGUACUACUUGAACAACUAGUGAACUAGUAUACUUAAAACUUUCUCUUAUCACAUGUUUGUUUUCUGCACGUUUAACGUUAUUACUUAUAUCAAAUUGAUCAUGCCUGUAAACUGGCGUGAAUUCUGUAAUCAUUAUUUUUCAGAAUAUAAAUUAAUUAUUAAUUAU
Messenger RNA from Schistosoma margrebowiei, 2220 nucleotides. The record is from the annotation of a GenBank genome assembly. NCBI's taxonomy places the organism in Eukaryota, Metazoa, Platyhelminthes, Trematoda, Strigeidida, Schistosomatidae.